AUUAUAAGCACAAACCUUCUCUGUUUUAUCUUUCAAUUCGUUUAUUCUGCCAUUUUCGGUUCUCCCACUUCCAAUCCCAUUCAGCUCACGUUUGUAAGGAGGAGCCCUAGCCUCCUGCUUCCGGGACCAUCAUGUCGCCGUCUGCUGGCGGAUGCUUCGACGCUAACGGCGGAUGUGCAUGCCUUGCUCAACAGAAUGGGGAUGCCGAAACAGCUGCCAACUGUAAAUCCGGUGAUUCCUAUUGCGAGCAUUGUAGAUAUGGUUCAGCGGAUUCAUCAUCUUUUCCAUCGUUUUCCUGCUCUUCCUCAUCUCUAUGGCUUGAUUCGACGCGGUUAAGAGAGUACGGGAAGCUAUGGCGGAUCCUUGUUGCUUCUGCUAAAGGCUUCACAAUUGGAGCUGGUCUCAAAGGUGGUCUCUCUCUCUUUUCUGUCCUCGCUGGAUUGAAGCGGAGAAAGGCUUUGGCCUCCCUCGGUAAGAAAGGAGUGAUUACGAAUCGAGAUGCGAUUUCCAUGGCUUUGAAGGAGACUUUGAGAUACGGCCUUUUUCUUGGAACCUUUGCUGGUACAUUCGUUUCCAUUGAUGAGAUAAUUGGCAAUCUGGCAGGUCAUCGUAGGACUGCAAGAUGGCGGGCUCUAUUGGCGGGAGCAUUAGCUGGGCCGUCGAUGCUUCUGACUGGGUUAAAUACGCAACAUAAGACCUUGGCUAUCUACAUUUUCAUGCGCGCUGCGGUCUUGGCAUCGCGCUGUGGGAUUAAAAGCAAGAGGCUCGGGCAUAUUUGUAAGCCUCUCACGUGGUCAUAUGGUGACAUCUUCCUCAUGUGUCUCUCCUCUUCGCAGAUCUUGUCUGCUUAUGUGUUAAAGCAAGAUAGCUUACCGCCAUCGUUUAGGUCCUUUCUCAAUACACAUGGUGGAAAGGAUACCGUAAUCUUGGAAGGUUUAAAGAGUUUCGUAUCAGGCAUGCCUUCCUCCGAUAAAUUUAAAGCAAUAGAGAAGUACUACAGCGCCAUGGGUGCGGCCGUCAAAUUAGAUCCGCAAAUGAAGACUCCAUGCACGAUUAUACAUGGAAAUCAAUCAUGUGGUGGCCAUUUUCUUUCCUUUCUCAUUCAAGGAUAUAAAAGAGCGUUGCCAGUAUACCUCCCUGUUUAUCUUAUCCCAGCUCUAAUAGUUCAUCGUGAAGGUCUCAUGAAUAGGCCAUACGAAAUUUUAGCUAGGGGGCUUCUUGGAACUGCUAGAUCAAGUCUGUUCCUCUCUGCAUAUUGUGCAUCUGCUUGGAUGUGGACAUGCCUGACCUCGAGGACUUUCAAGAAAAUAAAUAUUCCAUUGGUUGCUCUAGCAACGUUCUUAACAGGUUUGGCACUGGCCAUUGAGAAGAAAAGCAGGAGGAUAGAAAUCUCACUCUAUUGCCUCGCUAGAGGUAUCGAGAGCUUCUUCAGCUGCAUGACAGAUUUGGGAUACUUGCCACCAUCAUUGAAUUUUAAACGAGCGGAUGUGAUAGUUUUCAGCAUAUCAACUUCCAUUAUAAUGCAUUGCUAUGCUCAGGAAAGGGAGGUAUUUCGAUCCAAGUAUCUUAAUGUUCUCGAUUGGGUUUUUGGUGUGCCUCCUCCCCCUUGUGAAACACCACGCUGCAAGAAUGGCAAGAAGUAUUGAAAGAAGCCUUGGAUCUCCGACGAACUAACACACUGGAUUUAAAUUGAAGGUACCAAAUAUUUGCCAGUAAUGUUUAGUCAAGAAUUUUCAUACUACAUAAUAUUUUAAUGUUUAGUUACCAUUACCUUCUAUAGAAUUAGACUCAUUUGAUUACAUGAUUCAUAUGAAGAUGUAGUUUCCGAUAUACACAUUGAUUUAAUGGACGAUCUUUCAAAUUUGUUAAAUAACAGUCUGACGGAUAACAUCGUUGAUGAUUAAAUUAUGAA
This is a messenger RNA of Cucumis melo (muskmelon), 1912 nucleotides long. RefSeq lists its product as uncharacterized. The transcript has 8 exons. The coding region runs from base 132 to 1646 and encodes 504 amino acids. The record is from RefSeq and is a predicted model, not a curated record. Lineage: Eukaryota; Viridiplantae; Streptophyta; Magnoliopsida; Cucurbitales; Cucurbitaceae.